AUGGUAAGUGAGAAUGCUCCAUCUCUAGAUCCUUACAUUGGAUACAAUGUUGUCGGUGCAGCCCCAUAUGUUAGUUGGGAGCGAAUAGAAGAAGAAAAGCUUCUACCUGGCUUUGCUUUUGAUGCUCAGUUUUUCAAAACGAACUGCGACAUACCGCAGGAUGCUGGCUUGAUGGUCGAUGCGAGAGAUUCAGGUUUUGAUUUUGUAAUGGGGCCGGCUUGCUCACCAUCAGCCUUAAUUGCUGGCAGCGUUGCAAAAAUAUUGGACAUGCCAUUGUUCCUCUGGGGACCACCUUUCGAUAAGGAGCUUCUACGUACUGAUUACUAUCCUAAUGUUAUUGCAACAGCUGCAAGUACAUACACAGUUGCCCUGUAUGUAGCCGACUUUCUGACCACAAUGGAAUGGCUUGAUGUCUCUGUGUUCGUAUAUUCCACUCGUGGAAGUAACGUUCCCAGAUGUCUCCCAGUCGUUGAUGAUUUUGAGGGAAUUAUAAGUGAUACUUAUAAGACUAUAUCUGUUGUCUAUAAGAAACGAUUCUACUCAGCUGAUGUGAAUAACCUUCGAACAUCAAUCAAAGACAUAAAAUCAAUCUCAAGAAUUGGUGUCGUAUGCUUUGAAGAUGAUGUUGCUCGAAGGAACUUCUUGUUGGCUAUAGCUGAAGAGAAGAUGAACACAAAUGAAUAUGUUUGGAUAUAUCUAGAACAUCGUCGAACUGGAUAUAAUAGUUUUUGGAAGGAUACAAAAAAUCCUCCAGAUGGCAAAGAUAGCAUCGCCCUGGCAACAGCUAAAAAAACCUUCUUGAUUGAUGCUCAAGCUUACAACGAUACUUCCAAGUUUGAAGCUGAUCUUCGUCGUAUUUUCUCGGAAAAGCUCAACUGCCCGACAUGCGGUUCAACAAAUUUUGCAUCCAAUGCUGGUGAACUAGCUGAUGCUGUCUAUAUAGCAGCCUAUUUAUAUAAUAAAACGUUGUCCGAUGGGGUGUACCCAACAGGGAAAGAUAUAGUUUCAAGAGCGCCAGGCCUUGAGUUAGAUGGUUUCACUGGAGACAUAAGAUUGAAUGUAAACUUAACUAAGAUAGUUAUGUAUAAGCUGUAUACCGUAGACAAUACAGAUGCACAGAUAGCCGUUGGCUCUAUUUAUGAUUCAGAUCUUGAGGAUGAUGUGAGAAUCAAGAUAGAGUUCAAUGUUCCUGACUCGGUGUUAUUCCAGAAUUUCGGGGGUUCCAAGCCUCUGAACGUGCCCGCUUGUGGAUAUUCAAGGGAAAACUGCCCUCAGCCAGUAUUCCAAGAAUACAUGGGUCCCAUAUUAGGAAGUACGGCAGCAGGAAUUCUGAUAAUCAUAUUGGUGAUAGCUACAGUCAUAUAUAUCAUAAGAGCAAAACAGAUUGAGGAGGAAAAACAAAAUAUUUUAUGGCAAAUACCUUUUAUAUCACUUGUCGUACCGACCUCAAGGGCGGCGAAUCAGCAGAGUACUAGAUCAUUACAAAGUACAAUCACUACCAGCACCAAAUUAACAAUUGAUUCGAAAAAGGAAACUAGCAAUCAUGCUUUCUUUCUCUUAGAUGGAGAAUCUGUUGCUGCUCGUAAACACACUUGUACACGUGUAGCAAUUACCCGUAAUUGCUGGGCUGAGCUUCGAAAAAUGAGACAGCUAGACCACGACAAUCUUUGUCCUUUUUUGGGAUUAUCACUUGAUGGACCGCAACUACUGUCCAUCUGGAAGUAUUGUAGUCGGGGAUCACUGCGUGAUGUCAUUGCCAAAGGAGCUGUUACGAUGGAUUGGUUUUUCAAAUAUUCCUUGAUCAGAGAUGUAGCGGAAGCUAUACAUUUCCUUCAUAAUUCCUCAUUGGGACCGCAUGGAUGGCUUACGUCUACCUGUUGCUUAGUGGAUGAUCGUUGGAAAGUUCGUGUAUCCUUUUAUGGAUUAUCGAAUGUUAAAGCUGAAGAACAGAAACGAACAGAAGAUCUGUUGUGGACAGCGCCUGAGCAUAUAAGAGAUCGAACCCUUCCACCCACGUCGGAAGCUGAUGUUUAUAGCUUUGCAAUCAUAGCUUCCGAAGUAAUAAGUAAGAAGAGUGCUUGGGAUUUAGAGAAUUUGGAUACUGACAUGGAUGAUCUGUUUUAUAAAAUAAAGAAAGGAGGGCGCGAUCCGCCUAGGCCAUCUUUAGAAUCGGACGAUGAGAAUAGCUCUUCUUUGACUUUGUUAAUCAGGGACUGUUGGAGCGAAGAGCCUAAACAAAGGCCAUCAUCUGAUCAGAUAAGAACUCUGAUCCGCAGUUUGAAUCGGAAUCGUCAUUCAAAUCUCAUGGAUCAUGCCUUCAAUGUGUUGGAGCAGUAUGCUUCGAACUUAGAGGAAGAAGUGCAGUUCCGAAUGAAAGAGCUGACAGAGGAGAAGAAGAAAUCGGACAUUCUGUUGUAUCGAAUGUUACCAAAACAAGUUGCGGAUAAGCUGAAGACUGGACAAGCAGUGGAACCUGAAGCUUUCGAUUGCGUUACUUUGUUUUUCUCUGACGUCGUUUCAUUCACAACACUCGCAAGUAGAUGUACACCUCUGCAGGUCGUCAAUCUACUUAACGAUCUUUACACUACUUUUGAUGCUAUAAUUGAUGAUUAUGAUGUCUACAAGGUGGAAACAAUAGGUGAUGGCUAUCUGUGUGUAUCCGGCUUACCUCAUCGCAAUGGAAACCAACACGCUAAGGAAAUAGCGGAGAUGUCAAUAUCUCUUCUUCGAGCUAUCAAAAGCUUCCGUGUACCUCAUUUGCCCAAAGAAAGAAUCAAUAUCCGUGUAGGUAAUCACACAGGACCAGUAGUAACAGGAGUCGUCGGCAUUACAAUGCCUCGUUACUGCUUAUUUGGAGAUGCUGUGAACACGGCAAGUCGUAUGGAAUCUAAUGGAAAACCUGGCAGAAUUCACAUCUCAACGGAAACAAUGAAUUUUCUGACAAACGUGAUUGGAGGGUAUCGAACAGAGCCCCGUGGAGAAGUCAUCAUCAAGGGGAAGGGAGCUGUGACUACUCAUUGGCUUAUACAUGAUGAAAGUGAUAACUAA
Molecule: messenger RNA, 3048 nt
Organism: Auanema sp. JU1783
Lineage: Eukaryota; Metazoa; Nematoda; Chromadorea; Rhabditida; Rhabditidae
Source: the annotation of a GenBank genome assembly